AUGAAAGGAAAAAUAGUUUUUCGAUGGAGUGUUGAAGGUAAAACGACUUUCAAUGAAAUUAAAGAACCUAUUGCUCAUGCUCCAGUUUUGGUUUGUCCUAAUUACACUCAAUAUUUCAUUAUAUAUAGCUAUGCUUCAGAGCAUACUAUGUCUGCCAUUCUCAUGCAGAAAAAUCAAGAGGGGAUAGAAUCUCCUAUAGCUUUCAUGAAUUUUCCUCUGAAGGUUGAUGAGUUGAAGUACUCCCAAAUGGAAAAGCAUGCUUAUGUCAUAGUCAAGGUGGUUAAAUAUUUCAAAUUUUACAUCUUGAAUUCGCAUACCCUUGUUUUGGUCCCUGACACUACAGUGAAAUCAAUCCUUACUCAGCAGGAGUUUGGUACCAAGAGGGGCAAUUGGAUUGCCAAAAUUCAAGAAUAUGAUCUUGAGAUUAGACCUACGAAGCUUGUUCAUGGGAAAGAUUUAUAUCAGCUUAUGACUGAAAAUGGUUCAUCUCAUUUAUGUGACAAAGUUGAUGACAUUUCAGAAUGUUUACCGACGGUGUUGUUUGUCAACACUACAAAUGAGUGGUAUUCUAGUAUUUCUCAUUUUCUCACAUAUGGCGAUUGUCCAUCAUAUUUGAGUUACAGGGAAAGAAGGAAUGUCAAGCUCAAAGUUGCAAACUUUGUCAUUUGGGACAAUUGUUUGUAUAAGAACAUUGAUGGUGUUUUUCCGAGAUGCGUUGAUAAAGUGCAACAAGUGAAGUACUAUUGGCCUACUCUUUUCAAGGAGAAGUACAAGUGGGUACGCAAAUGUGAUCUUUGCCAACAAUUUGUUGGAAAGCAAAAGAUUACAGUUCUUCCUCUCAAGCCCGUUGUUAUUGAUGAGCCUUUCAAACAGUGGGGUUUAGAUUUCAUUGGUGUAAUUAAUCCAUCCCCUAGUGUAGGACAUACUUAUGUUCUCACGGCUACGGAUUAUUUUAACAAGUGGGUUGAAGUUAUUCCAGUGAGGCAUACUACAUCAAAAGUGGUAUGUCGGUUCUUGAAAGAAAAUAUUAUUUGUAGAUUUGGUGUUCCCAACAAGAUCAAGGCAGAUAAUGCAGCUACGUUUUCCUCAUAUGAAAUUACUCAAUUUUUCUUUGAGUAUGGGAUCACUCUUUCUCAUUCAUCCAACUAUUAUCCUCAAGCUUUGUUUGACGCUUUGUGGGUUGAUCACAGUACUCCUAAGAGAGCUAUUGGUAUGUCUCCUUUUCAAUUUCUUUAUGGUCUCAACACUGAAAUUCCUAUUACUUUAGAAUUACCUAUGCUAAAUUUGGCAAGAGCAGUUGAGGAUGACACUUAUGUUGAUGCUCUUAAUAAAAUAAUUAUGUUUUUUACUCAAUUGGAGGAACAACGAGCACAAGUUGUAGAUCAUCUUGCAAAACAUCAGAAGCAAGUGAAGACUCUCUUCGAUAAGAAAACAAAAUCGAGAGAUUUUAAAGUUGGUGAUCUUGUUCUUCUCUAG
This is a messenger RNA of Cryptomeria japonica (Japanese cedar), 1476 nucleotides long. RefSeq lists its product as uncharacterized. The transcript has 3 exons. NCBI's taxonomy places the organism in Eukaryota, Viridiplantae, Streptophyta, Pinopsida, Cupressales, Cupressaceae. The record is from RefSeq and is a predicted model, not a curated record. Gene Ontology annotation, molecular function: nucleic acid binding. Bases 1 to 1476 code for a protein of 491 amino acids. Gene Ontology annotation, biological process: DNA integration.